Naegleria gruberi is the source of this 915-nucleotide messenger RNA. RefSeq lists its product as uncharacterized. The record is from RefSeq and is a predicted model, not a curated record. Bases 1 to 915 code for a protein of 304 amino acids. The transcript has a single exon. Lineage: Eukaryota; Heterolobosea; Eutetramitea; Acrasida; Naegleriidae.
AUGUUCAAAACUAAAGUGAUUGGAAAUCAAUGUUCAACAUUUUAUAAAAUCGGAAGUCAACAACAAUGCAUUAAUAACAAUAGUAUUAAUAGGAAAUUUACAACAAGCUUUAAAACUUUGGACCAUUCUUAUAAUUUGACCAAACUCUUCCCAAUUUAUAAUCCUAAUAAUUUUAAUAAUACAACAAAAAGCACCACAACACCUGCUACUAGUAAUAGUACAAAUACACCAAUUCAACAAACGAUAGGAAGUGGCUCUGGAGAAAAAAUUGUAUUUAAUCAAUUUCAAAAACAAAAGAAUAGUACACCUAAAAAGUUGAAUAAGAGUUUAUCAAAAUUCAAUUCAUUGAGUAUUAUUACAAAACAUACAGUCACAUUUAAUGAAGUUAAAGAUGGAAAGGAUGAUUCUAAACUUGUACCUCAAAUAAGUGCAGGUACACCUAUUUUACGUAUUAACCAUGAUCCAAUAUCAGAUGUUAUUGAUCUGAACAAAUUGGGAAGUAGUAUGAAUACUAUCAAGGCAUCAAACAAAAUUCAACAUUAUAGACUUCAUGCAAUAAUUUAUAAUUGGCAUAAUGUUAUCGAAUGCUUAAAUUUUGAAUCUAAAUUACAAAAUACUUUCACUUUGAAACAAUUAAUGAACAAACUUGCGAACGUUCUUUCCAAUCCAAACAGUGAUUUUUAUCUUGGAAAAGAAUCAAAAGAGACCAAUACUAUUUUAAAUGAAGGUAAAACUCUGCAUUUUGCAUUCCUGUCUAGAGAGAUUAUUGAAUGUAUUUCUUCAAUCAACAAUCCUUUGUAUAGAGAAAUGAUUUCAAAUUUUUCGACUGAUUCUGAUAUUAUCAAGUCCACAAACUAUGAUAUUGUCUACAAGUUAGAUGAUGAAUUGUUGAAGAAACAUGACAUAAAAAUCUAA